AAGUGGCACGACAAUGACACAUGAGAAGCAGAAGCGGUUCCUCUGACUUGUGGAUCCAACAACUAUGGUGGUUGGGUUGAGAGGGUUGUGUUUCAUUGCAAUCGUGUUGUUGCUUGUUUUGGAAGAGUGGGUGUCAACGCCCUCUUGCAAAGUGGUUCCAAGCAUCAAUCCCAAUCUCAUUCUUCAACAACAUGUUCAAUUUGGAGAUGACCCAGAUGACUUGAAGGUCAUGAUGGUCGCUGACCUUCUUCUCUUGGGCUCUGAAGCUGGUUAUGUCAACCACUUCUUCAGGGACUACUACAUGUCCAAAUUCUUUCGGAAAUCUUUUGAAAGUUUGAAGCCUGAUUUGCUUCUUGUCUUGGGAGAUGUUUCUGCAAAAGGUUCGCAGUUAACAAAAAGAAAAUGGAUGUCGGUGCUCAGUCAGUUUUACCAAAUGUUGGGCCCCUUUGUUGGUCUUCCAUUCCAUGCAAUUCUUGGUGAUAGGGAUAUUGGAGAAUGCAGUGAUCUUGAUGUGAAUAAAGUUAAUUGGAUUGCUCACAAAUUACCAGGAUUGGAUCCUUCUGGCUGUGGUGCAUUUGAAAUUGGUAACGUCAGUUUUGUCACACUGAAUGCAGUGGCUUUACUCUGCGGCAAUAGUAGUUUACGUUUUGAUGUUGAAAAAGUAAUAGAGAGGGAAAGUCUAGAACUUCGUGUGGAAACAGAGGGUGCAACAAAAUCAGUAAAUGAUUCCACCAGCUUUAGAGAUGCAGACUAUAACUCCUUCUGGAGGGAAAGCGCCGUGUUAUCUGGAUCAGGUCCUGUACUUCUACUCCACUUACCUUUGGACCAAAUGAGAAACGAGCACUAUAAUGGCCUUGAUGCUUUUAAGAGAUCUUCUACCUCUUUUAUAGAGGGGUUAAAUUUGGUGCCGAAAAGCAGGGAGCUCAUUGGGGCUGGAUUGUAUAAGUUACUUCAUACCCUCCCACUUAAUGCUUCUGAAUACAUUUUACAAGCUCUGAAGCCAAGGAUUAUUUUUAGUGCUCACAGGUAUGCAUUUUCUGAUUACAUACAUUUGGACAGAACUCCUGAGAUUACUGUUCCAGCAAUGUCAUGGAAUGCAAGAGAUGACCCUGGAUUUGUGAUUGCCACUUUCCAAAAGACAGGAAGAGCAGUGAGCAUCAGCUAUUGUUCUCUCGCUAGGGAAUCCCAUAUUCUUCUACUAUAUGUCUCUAUAAUGGUUUUGUUUUGUUUGUUAUGUUUAAAAGGAUAGCGUGGAAGAAUACAGUAAUACACCC
This is a messenger RNA of Gastrolobium bilobum, 1274 nucleotides long. RefSeq lists its product as uncharacterized. The transcript has 4 exons. Lineage: Eukaryota; Viridiplantae; Streptophyta; Magnoliopsida; Fabales; Fabaceae. Gene Ontology annotation, biological process: GPI anchor biosynthetic process. The record is from RefSeq and is a predicted model, not a curated record. The coding region runs from base 65 to 1249 and encodes 394 amino acids.